CUAUUUUCUUUUUUUUUUGAGGUUGAGCACGCUUUUACAGCGACGCACUUGCUCCAGGCACUUUGUGAAAUAAUCGUUGAAGGAUUUCUUUGGAUUUUUUUGGGACAAAAAUCUUGAGCCCUCAGGGGGAUCUUUUCGAUUCGCGGGAGAGGAUCUGGGGAUUUUUAGGCCCUCGGGGAUGGGGGAGAAUGUGACCUUCCGCAACAAGUUAAAUAUUCAUGGACGAUCUGGCAUUGUGUGUCAUCAGGGACAGUUUAAUUAUUGUCUCAACAUUUAUUAUUAUUUUUAGUGAAGGUAGAACAGUAGUACGACAUUUUGCGUAAAUUGAUACGCUCGGACCACCUUGACCUCUAUUGCAUUUUUCCAGUGACAGAAAUUUUUUUUCAUCGGGAUAAUUUUAUUUAAAUUUAUCGUGAUUGUGAAUCCAACUGUUUCAGCAGCGGCUUGCCCCAAAACUACUGGAAAUUCCUCGAUCACCACGAUGAACUCAAAAGAAAAACCCACAAAACCUCGUAAUGAAAUUGACCUGGACAUGGACGAAGCCCCAAACGACAAUCGUUCACCAGAGGGUCCUCGUAAGCCCCCAAAGAUUCAAAACGGCGGUGAUCAACACAAACUCAACAACAACCUGGGUGAGGACUCCCCAAGAUGUUCUUCAAAGUCCCCAGGAAUUUCCAAUGGUUCUCCAGCUGAGACAUCCUCUCGAUUCAAACCCCUGACGAACGCCAAUUUCUCCACGACCCACUCUUUGCCAAGUUCUACUUCCACAUCUUCCGGAGGUCAUCCCCACGACGACGUGGACAUGAGGAACAACGUGGACUACGUGUGUGGCAUAAACAAGUGCCCCCCAAAGGUUUCCUGCAGCUCUAGCUCGAGCCCAGAGGAUUACGUGUCUGAUGGUGUUCUGAAUAAUAUCGGGGGCUGCAUUGGCUCGACGAGUCAAGGCACCUGUGGGUUCCUCAGGCCCAAUAUCAAUGGGAGCAGAGAGAUACCUGGACCCAGUGGAUUACAGCCUGGGUUACAACGAACACACAGAGAAAGACGAGACUCGAGCUCUGGAAACGAAGGGGACAUGUCUGAUGAGGAUUACUGUAUAUACACGUACAAGGGGAAUGACCAAGGCGAUGAGCGUGAUUACAGGGCACCUCCAGGUUUGGGAAGGGCACCUGAUGCCCAGGAAGUCGCUGGUCUACCCCUCAGUGGACCCUCCAGCCCUGAGAUGGACUUCCUUGAGAUGGAUUUUGAUCCUGGACCAUCCUGCGAACAAGACACUGGUGACAGUGAUCUUGCUUCCAUCAACGAGGACAUCCAGAAUAUCGCUAUGGAUCACGCUGAGGAUCACAUCUUUUUGAAUGACUUGAGUGGGGGCAAAGUAAUCUCCAAAAACACUGGUGGAACUGAGACUCCCAGACAGGAGCCAAAUGUUAGUUGCGAAGUCGAGAAUGAGAUGGAUAUGCCUUCGGGGAGUGGAACUCCUGGACCCCAGCCUUCAAUCUCAGUUUCUGGAGUACGAAGGCUGAGUACACCAGGUGUUCAACGAAAUCCUGGACUGCCCAUCAGGGAAUCCUAUGGGUACCACAACACCAGUGGAGAUUUAAUAUCGCCAGGUGAAAGCAGAGACGCUGACUCUGAAUUGUGGGCUGAUGCUGCAGCUGUUUCUUUGCCGGAAAACUCAGCCUUGAAUUCUCGAAAGGUGAAUCUUUCCUCGACGCUCUAUCAUCGAAUGAUGGCGAAGAAAUUAAUGCUCAAUAAGCAGACAGCGUUUAAUCAGAGUGGAGAUUCAAAUCUCGAGAGUGAAUUGUAUAAUGAGCGACUCGAUGGGCUUCUGCCAGUGGAAAAAGUCAUGCUCUGGAGUGAACAGGAGGCAACUGUCAAACAAGUCACCCAGAUUGCAACAUCUGCAUGUGGUGCAACUUCAGCUGUCAAUGUUUUACUCGCCCUCGAUGUGCCAUUCUCCCUUGAGGUUUUAGUCAAGAGCAUUGCAACUAGACAGCGUGAACCUGGCAGCCCUUUGCCAAGAUAUUUAGUCAGCAGAUCACAGGCGGGUGCCACUCACAGAGACCUCAUAAGGGGAUUAUCUCUCGCUACUAAUGGAGCUGUGGUCUCCAAAUUCUUUGCUUUCUAUCCCGAGAGAGCAAUAUCACUCUCACAUUGGUUACAUUACUGGAUUUCUAGGGGCGCAGCACCGAUAGCUACACUGAAUCUCCAAAAUUAUGGAACUGGAACAAAGAUUCCAGAUGCUUGGCAUCAUCAAAUGAUCUUUGGGGUUAGUCAGGCUGGCAUUUAUUUCACCAAUCCUCUAGAAUGUCUCCCUGAGCAGAUUGUGUGGCAUCAGUUGAUGAGCCCCAGUGUCCUGUUGAUUCGUCGAGCAGACGUUUUAGCACACUGGAACCCCACAACUGACUUGGCAAAACUUGCUCAAAUGGACCAUCGCUGGCGGAGGCUCAAUGUCCUUGGUCAGGUGGUGAAUAUGAUACGCGAAUCGAUGGACCAGAAACGUCCACCAAGAUUUCGUACCGCUGAUCCAACGCACAUUCGUAUCCCAGCAUCUUACAGCGCAGGAAUAACUCUAGUAAUGCGCUCUGAAGCUCCUGCGGCCGAGGAACUACUCAAUGCCGAGCAGCUUCCUCUACUCUAGUCCAAACUAAUUGCAGAGAUUAUUUCAAUCGUAAUGAAGUGACAAGUGAGAGAAGCUAAUGACUGGAAAAUGAUCGUUAAUGACGCACACAUUGUUGCCAGUCAGUGAUGCUUAUUCACCUCGAAUUGGGAUAAUUAUUGUUAAUAACUUUGAAAUUGUGGAGUCGAGUGGUGGAACAGAAAUUCCAAUUUUGAGAAAUAUUUCUGAAGUUAAAUUCCUAUUUAAGUCGUGUCCUAUUCCACCAUUCUACAACUGUACGGAAAUCUGACAUGAAUGAAUUAGAAUUUAGAAGUUACCAGCGAUCUAGGGCCUGAUCCACCUGAUUACUUUGCAGAGACAUACAUUUUAUAACUGAAAUUUUCAUAGCGUACUAUUUAUCACCUCAGACUCUUCAACGAAAUGCUGAAUGGACGAAGAACGUAGAUAUCAAUUUCCUGUCAGCACAGAAGUAACAUGAAAUGUGUUCAGGUUAAAUAUCUUGCAAUUUUGUGUUUUAGUUUUGUUAUUAAUCUGCAGCCAAUGAGUAUUACUUUGAUAUUACUGUAUAUAUCUUAUUAAUUGUAAUAAAUUGACCUGCAGUUAAGCCUGAAGAUAGAAUAAAUAAUGCAUAAUUUUUU
This is a messenger RNA of Fopius arisanus, 3255 nucleotides long. RefSeq lists its product as uncharacterized. The record is from RefSeq and is a predicted model, not a curated record. The transcript has 5 exons. The coding region runs from base 482 to 2638 and encodes 718 amino acids. NCBI's taxonomy places the organism in Eukaryota, Metazoa, Arthropoda, Insecta, Hymenoptera, Braconidae.